Mytilus californianus (California mussel) is the source of this 1963-nucleotide messenger RNA. Its product is annotated as sodium-dependent glucose transporter 1-like. NCBI's taxonomy places the organism in Eukaryota, Metazoa, Mollusca, Bivalvia, Mytilida, Mytilidae. The transcript is spliced from 7 exons. Gene Ontology annotation, biological process: transmembrane transport. Bases 82 to 1281 code for a protein of 399 amino acids. The record is from RefSeq and is a predicted model, not a curated record.
GUCCAUAUCGUGGUUUUUAGAUCGUAAGAACCCCAACUAUUAUACCUCACUCUAUACAUAGCCUAAGGUUUAAAUGUAGCAAUGAGGAAAGGAAUAGUAGAAGAAAACGAUGAGAAAGACAUAAAGGACGGCUUAUUCAAUGGUCAUCCUGAUAAUAACGUUAAGUCUUCUGACGAUGAACAAUUGUCAUCAGAAGAAAAAGUUUCAGACAAACAGAAAACGUCAUCUGUGUCAGCACUCAAAACUAGAUUGAAAUCUGAUGAAGCAUAUCGUAAAAAAUUCCUAAUUUUUGUUACAAUCUGUUACAAUUUCUUCGUUGUGGGUGUCAAUGUUGGUCAGUUUGGACCUACAGUCCUUGACUUGAAGAAAAUAACAAGCUGUAGUCUUGACCAAGCUUCAUUCCUGUUCAACGCCAAUACCUUGGGUUACUUGUCUUCUUCAGUAAUUGUGGGAUUAACAUUUGAAAGAUUUAACAAACUUCUUCAAAUGUGUUUUUCUGCUGCUUUACUUUCCGUGGUGGUAGCUAUCAUUCCAUGGUGUUCAGUUUAUGAAGCUAUGGUUACCAUACAUUUUUUCAAAGGAUUUUUCAUGGGAAUAGAAGACGCAGUUGGAAACGCUUUACUCAUCCAUCUUCUUGCAUCAGAAGUAAAAACAUACAUGCAGAUUCUACAUUUUAUGUUUGCCUUUGGUGGAAUUAUAGCGCCAUUAAUAUCUGCACCCUUUUUGUCCAACGAUGAUCCAGUGGAAUCACAAUCAUACAACAGGACAACGUGGAACAAUACAAAUAAUUAUACUUUUUUCCAGAAUACAACAGGAUCUCAGAAUGUCAGUCAUAUAAAUGCUUCUGAACCGUUUUAUAUACAAUCUAAUUUGUCCAUCGGUACAGGUAGCGAUUCUGAAGUUUAUAAAGCAUACACAAUAUCGGCUGUUCUGACUAUAUUAUCAGCCUUAUCGUUUAUAGUUCUCUAUUGUAGAAGUGAUGAAUCAACAUGUCCAUCAUUAAAAAGUGAGAAUGAAGGACACAAAGCAGAGAAAGUAACUGGUCGUAUACGAGUAUUUGGACUGAUCAUUUUAUGUUUGAUAAUCGCUUCCUAUACGGCCAUGGAAGACACGUACGCUGGUUUUCUAGUCGCAUUUACAGUAAAAUACUUCAAUUGGACAAAGGCCAGGGGGGCUUUUGCAACUUCAGUUUUUUGGACUUCGUUCGCUAUCGGAAGGUUUUGUGGAAUUUUUAUUGUGAAUUUAAUAAGUCAGCUGAAGUAUUCUUACAACUUUCUUUAAAGAAUAGAAAACUAUCCGUUUCAUCAUGGUUAAUCGACCUAUUUAACUGAUUUAGAAUGGCUGAUCUGUCAGAUAAAUUAGAAGCAGAAGUUACACACAGAGAAAAUGCCGUUAGAUUGUUGCAUGGUCAUGUAGAGAAUGAGGAUGGAAAUAUAAAAAGAUCAGCAGUUAAUAACUUUCUCCAGCAACUUAAGGAUGACAGGCUAUUUCAAAGGAAAUUUAUUAUUUUUAUAUGCCUGUGUUACGCCUUUUUUGUUUUGGGUCUGAAUAUCGGCCAGUUUGGACCAACAUUGUUGGAUCUGCAGAUGAUUACUGGAUGUAGCUUAGAUCAAGCUUCAUAUUUCUUUAAUGCCCAUACCAUUGGAUAUUUAAUAUCUUCGGUGUUGACCGGCAUUAUGUUCGAAAGAAUCAACAAGCUGUUGCAGAUGUUCUUUCCUGCUCUUAUAUUGUCCGGGGUGGUUGCAGCUAUUCCAUGGUGCAUUAUAUAUGAAGUUAUGGUCACCAUACAUUUUUUCAAAGGUUGUUGUUUGGGAUUUAUUGAUGCAGUUGGUAAUGCCAUCUUGCUGCAUAUAUUUGCUCAGAACGUGAAGACAUAUAUACAAAUUUUACAUUUCACCUUUGCUUUUGGAGGAAUUAUUUCACCUAUCAUAUCGGCAUCUUUUCUGACGUCUCCGAAUAAAAA